Messenger RNA from Lucilia sericata (common green bottle fly), 793 nucleotides. RefSeq lists its product as uncharacterized. Bases 86 to 622 code for a protein of 178 amino acids. The record is from RefSeq and is a predicted model, not a curated record. Lineage: Eukaryota; Metazoa; Arthropoda; Insecta; Diptera; Calliphoridae. Gene Ontology annotation, cellular component: chitin-based extracellular matrix. Gene Ontology annotation, molecular function: structural constituent of chitin-based larval cuticle. The transcript has 2 exons.
AAAACUUGCAGGUCGAGCAUGUAAAACAAUCAAUUAAUUUCCAAAGAUCAUAAGGAUAAGUUGUGUUUGAAAUAAGUUGAACAUCAUGUUAAGAUCUUUAUGUUUAGUUGCUUUAAUUGUCUGCAUCUAUGGUGCUCCAGUGGAUGAUACAGUAAGCUCACCUGAUGUAGUGGUACCAAAACUGGGAGCAGUGCAACCAACUUAUAUCAACUCCAAUCCUUUAGUUGUUAACAGCCCACAUGUAGCUGAUAAACAUGAGCAGGAAGUUGUGGGUAAAAAGUUGACUACUAAAUCACCUGAAGUUGUGGAAAUAUUAGAAUCCGGUUUAGAGCAUCAAACAGAUGGUUCUUAUAGUUUCCAUUAUCGUGGUGCCGAUGGCAGUUUCCGUGAAGAAACAGCAGUUGUCAAAAAUCAGGGUACGGAUCAUGAGUAUUUAGAAAUAACCGGAGCUUAUUCAUUUUUUGAUGCCGAUGGCAAAGAGGUCGUAGUUCACUAUAAAGCCGAUGAUAAAGGUUUUGUUCCGGUUGGCAAUAAUAUACCCGAUGUUAUAUCUGUAGCCGCCCGCGAAAAUAGUCAACUUCCUCCUUUGAAAAAAGUUGACAAUGACGAUGAUGAUGAGUAAAUUUUGAAAUGUUUCUAGGAAAAAAGGAAAUACAAAACUGGGCGAAAGAUAAUUUCGUUUUUAAAUUUAUAACAUUUAUUUUAAAAUAAUUUGGACGAUUAACUACAAGGUAUUACUAUUUUUAAUUACGACUCAUAUUAAAACUGUGCACUGAUAUAUUAAAUAAUUAAA